AUGGCCUUGUCCGUCAGCGUGGUGCUGCUGAGCGGUCAGGAGGUGACCAUCUCAGCACUGCCAGAUAGCCCUGUCUUCCAAGUGCAGAUCCAGGCCCAGAAAGCCCUGGGGCUUCGAAUUGCAAGGCUGCUUGUCGGGGAGAAGCCUCUGGAGCGAGGGCGCACUUUGAAGGAGGAGGGGGUCUUUGACAGAGACGUCCUGACUGCCGUCGUCCAACCAGACAGGAUUUACUCAUGUCAGUGGUCCCUCGGCUUCACCUUGAUCCGUAGCGACGGGACGACCGUUGCCUGGGGCGACCCAGACAGGGGUGGAGAACCUCUCUGCGAGCAGUUGCAAGACGUUGACGCCGUGCUCGCAACUGAGAAUGUGCAAGCCGUGCUCCACUUGGAUGGCACGGUGGCCAUGUGGGGUCAUCCAGAUUGGCAUGGUGGGCAUGAGAGCUUGCAAGAGGUCCACAAGCUGCAGGCCUUCCCGAAAGGCCUGGCUGCCAUCAAAAUGGACUACAGCGUCAUGCUCAUUGGCUGCAGCCGCUAUGUAACGACCCCACCACCGCUCAGCGGCGUUCGACAGGUUGCAGCUUGCCAGGGCUCCAUGUCAGAAGCGUAUGCAGCUGUCCUGAAUGAUGGGCGAGUCGUUGCUUGGGGUUGUCCACAGCUCGGAGGCAAUUGUUCAGCUGUUGAAUCCGAGCUCUGGGGUGUCCGAGAAGUCAAGUCGUGCAACAGCAACACCGCUGGUGCAUUCGCAGCUAUCCGCGAGGAUGGGAGAGUGAUAACAUGGGGCUCCAGAAGCUACGGAGGUGACAGCAGCGCCGUUCAAGCGCAGCUCUGUGAUGUCCAGGAUGUAGCUUCAACUAGCUUUGCCUUUGCGGCAGUCAAGACAGACGGUACGGUCAUCUGCUGGGGCGCCCCAGCACUGGGAGGGGAUUGUUCGAUUGUGCAAGAGAAGCUCCGAGAUGUGUUGUACAUUUGCGCCUCAUGCGGUUCUUUUGCUGCGCUUCGUGGAGAUGGAAGUGUAGUGACCUGGGGCUGUGAGAAGUCUGGUGCAGACAGCUUCCACGUGCAGCAAAAGCUUACCGCUGUCCAGCAAAUCAUCGCUUCGCGCUCUGCAUUUGCAGCCCUUCGGACGGACGGUUCUGUGGUCACCUGGGGCCACGCUGCUGCAGGUGGCGAUUGCAAAUCAGUGCAAGCACGCCUGCUCAACAUACAGCACAUCGCUGCCUCUGCAUAUGCUUUUGCUGCUCUGCGAAGUGAUGGUGAGGUUGUUACUUGGGGUCGUACCUGGGGUAGUGCCCUUUACAGCAACUGGGACGCUUGGAUUGCCGAUCCACGCAAGGUAACAUGGACUUUGACAGGCCUGGCAAAAAAGAAGCGCGUGCAGACAGCGGCGCUGGUUCUACAAUCCCUGCGAUAUGGACUACUGGAAGUCAAUAUCUUUCAGGUUACGGCAGUGAUGAGCAUAGCGCAUAGACUUGCAGGCUACUCUACUCAUUUGGCCCUAAUCCGACCUAAUCGUGCAGGCCUCAACACGACCACGGUUGCACAGAAUGCUGCCAUUGCUGCGGCUGCUCUGGGUGACUGGCGUCUUGCUCACAACUUGGCAUCUCAGGCGUGCACGCAAGGUUUGGUGGACCGCGUCACGCUGGGAUCUGUCAUGGCUGUGGCAAGCUGGGAAAAGGCAGUCUCGCUGCUGACGUUGAGCCGGCUUCUUCUCCACCAGCCACUGGAUCCCAUCUGCCUCCGUACCACCAUGACCUCCUCAGAGAAGCUAAGCCAUUGGGAAAAUGUGCUCCAACUGCUGAGACAUUUUUAUGCAAGGCCAGGAGAUAUCGGUGCUGCAAGCUUCAACCCCGCCAUUUCUGCAUGCGAGAAGGGGCUGCAGUGGCAGUUUGCUUUGCACAUCUUGGGCAUGGCUGGAGACCGGCGCUGGAGACCCAGCGAUGUGAGUUGGGCCGCUGCAGUGAGUGCCUGUGAGAAGGCGGGCCCCUGGCAGCGAGCGCUUUCGCUGAGCGGGUCUACAGCUGCAGGGCUGGUGUUGCCGCUCUCCAAGAACUUGAGACGCGAACCCAAAGGACGUAACAGCCCAGCACGUGGCAGCUUGCUACGCUGA
Messenger RNA from Symbiodinium pilosum, 2106 nucleotides. The record is from the annotation of a GenBank genome assembly. Lineage: Eukaryota; Dinophyceae; Suessiales; Symbiodiniaceae.